AUGGGCAGUAACCUAGGCAAGCGCAAGCGCGGGUGCGCAACCGAGGAAGAUUCCCUUUUCAAGCCGGCCCCAGCAUCCACGACGGCACCCGAAAGCCCAUUCCUAACGCUAUCAUUUCAAGCGAUCUCUCCUGGCGAAGCCACCAACACCACCAUGAACAUAACAUCAGCACACGUACCAACAACAACGACACUUGAUCAAUCCCAAGACAGCGACAAGGGCCAGCGCCCCGCAAGGAAGGAGCAGUCCCAGAAAAGAAGUCGAACAACCACACCCAAAACCCCAUCCGAAACCCUGCAAAAGUCGAACCCCAAAUCCCGUCGUCAGAAAACGACAGACCAGAUAAAACCAGCCGGCCCCUGGCCGGCGUACCUCACUCACCUCGAAAAGACGCACCGCGCCCUGAACCUGGUGUCGACCUUCUUCUCCGCCCGGCGCGGCACGUUGGCUCCGACCUUUGACACGCUGAAGCCUGCUGUCGAAGGCCACAUCAAAUGCGAGCUGCUUGUUGAGGACGUGGCGGCUAUUGUUGGGCUGCGGAGGCGCGGCUAUCGCGGCGGCGGCGAUAGGAAUGGUGAAAACGAGGGUAAUGGUUUGGGUAGAGAGUGGACUGGGGAUUCAGGUGGAGCGGCCGCUGGAGAAAAGAAUGGAGCGCAAAGGAAUGCGCACGGCAACGAAGGCGGCGGGGUCAGGUUUGAGUAUGUCAGUGAGGUGGAGCUUGCCCUGUCCAUGGGAGGCGCCGAGACGGAGAGAGGAAGGGAGUAUUUUCUCCAGGACGGUGACGAACCCGGCUCGGGGCGGAAGGAGGUGCUGGUGUUUGAGUUCUUGGACGGUGAGUUGAGGUCGGAUGCGAAGGCCAGCAAAGUCCGGGACAGAGAGGACCGCAUGAAGAUGCCUGUUUUCAGCCAGUCGCAGAUGAUGCGGCUGAUUGAACGGCGCAACGCAAAGUUUUUGCUGGCGGCGAAUGAUUUCGUGGAGCGGUGCGUUGCCGACGGGCUGGACCCUGAAAUGGUAUUGAGGGAUAUGAGGGAGGGGUAUAUACCUAGGAUGACCGAGGUCGAGACGGAAGAACAACGGUUGACGGUGAGCCUCCCCCCGAGCAUACCCCGCGAGCGGAAGAGUAUUCCCGAGAUCGUGCAGGAGAUCAAGGACAGUCCAUGGUAUACCGGGCAGAUAGUGCCGGACGGGCACAGGGUGUUUGAAGCGCAAGAGGCUGUUUAUGGCGACCUAGACUUCCUUUUGAGCCAGGAUCUGGUAAAUGCGCUGUACAAUGCCAAGGGUAUCACACGCUUCUAUGCCCACCAGGCCGAGGCCAUCAACGCCCUGCACGAGGGUUACAACGUCGUCGUGGCGACCUCGACCAGCUCCGGCAAGUCGUUGAUCUACCAACUGCCCGUGCUGCACGCGCUGGAGCAGGACCGCAACACGCGGGCCAUGUACAUCUUUCCGACCAAGGCGCUGGCUCAGGAUCAGAGGCGGAGCCUGAAGGAGAUGAUGGGUUUCAUGCCAGGGAUGGAAGAGGUGCUAGUCGAGACGUUUGACGGGGACACUCCCAUGAAUGAGAGAAACGCGAUUCGCGACGAGGCGAGGAUUAUCUUCACAAAUCCGGACAUGCUCCAUAUUACAAUCCUCCCCAAGGAAGAGAAGUGGAGGAGUUUCCUCAAACAUCUCAAGUAUGUGGUCGUUGACGAACUACAUUACUACAACGGCUUGAUGGGUUCGCACGUCGCUUUCAUCAUGAGGAGGCUGCGGCGAACAUGCGCGGCACUUGGGAACAGGCACGUCAAGUUUAUCUCGUGCUCGGCGACCGUCGCAAACCCGGAGCAGCACUUUAAGACGAUCUUUGGCAUCGACGAUGUGCGGUUGGUCGACUUUGACGGAUCUCCGUCAGGACGCAAGGAGUUCAUCUGCUGGAACACGCCGUACAAAGACCCCGGCGAUCCGGCGAGCGGCCGCGGCAAUGCAAUGCUUGAGUGCUCGCGCCUGUUCUCUCAGCUCAUCCUCCGCGGCGUCAGGGUCAUCGCCUUCUGCAGGGUCCGUGAGCAGUGCGAGAAACUGGUCGGCGCUGUCAAACAGGAGCUAGAGACGCUCGGCCGGGGAGAGGUGGUUGCUCGCGUCAUGGGCUACCGCGGCGGCUACACUGCCCAAGACCGUCGGAGAAUUGAAAUGGAGAUGUUUGAAGGCAAACUGCUCGGAAUUAUUGCCACCACCGCCCUCGAGCUUGGUGUCGACAUUGGCACGCUGGACUGCGUGCUGACAUGGGGCUUCCCGUACACCAUCGCCAACCUCAGACAGCAGAGUGGCAGGGCGGGCCGAAGAAACAAGGACUCACUAUCGAUCCUGGUGGGGGAUGGCUUUGCGACGGACCAAUACUACAUGCAAAACCCGGACGAGCUCUUCACCAAGCCGAACUGCGAGCUGCAGGUUGACCUGGGCAACAUGCUCGUCAAGGAAGGGCACAUCCAGUGCGCCGCUUACGAGAUGCCGAUCCGGCCAACCGAAGACGCCGUCUACUUUGGCAGCGACCUCGCCCAAAUCUGCGCCGACCGGCUCAUCCUAGACGAUUCUGGCUUCUACCACUGCCACCCCCGCUUCCGCCCGCUGCCCUCAAAGUUCGUCUCGAUCCGCGACACGGAAGACGACCACUUCGCCAUUAUCGACAUCACCAACAAUCGAAACGUGGUACUCGAGGAGCUCGAAGCCUCGCGCGCAACCUUCACCAUCUAUGACGGCGCUAUCUUCCUCCACCAAGGCAACACCUACCUCGUACGCGACUUCAACCCCGACAAGCAGCUAGCGCGCGUCGAGAAGGUCAAGGUCGACUGGCUCACCCAGCAGCGCGACUACACCGACGUGGACCCAAUCUGCACCGAGGCGGUGAAGCGCAUCGCCCGCUCCCGCUGGCGCGCCUACUACGGCGCCAUCCGCAUCACACAGGUCGUCUUUGGCUACUUCAAGGUUGAUCCCCGCCGCGGCAACCGGGUGCUCGACGCCGUCCAAGUCGGCAACCCGCCCGUCGUCCGCCACAGCAAGGGCAUGUGGCUCGACGUGCCGAAACACGCGCUCGACAUACUCGUGUCCCGUCGGCUCAACGUCGCGGCCGCCAUCCACGCCGCCCAGCACGCGCUCAUGAGCCUCAUUCCCAACUUUGUCGUCAGCAUGCCUGGCGACGUCCGGACCGAGUGCAAGAGCGGGCUAAAGGAGUUCGCCAAGCGCGAGACGGCGCGCAAAAGGCCCGCCAGGCUGACGUUUUACGACGCCAAGGGCGGCGCGGGCGGGUGCGGCAUCAACACCAAGGCGUUUGAGUUUGUGGACCUGCUACUGAGGCAGGCCCUGGCGAGGGUGCAGGCCUGUGCCUGUGAGGGGGGUUGUAUCGAGUGCUGCGCGUCCGAGAUGUGCAAGGAGAUGAACGAGGUCAUGAGCAAGGCUGGGUGUGAAGUAAUGUUGAAGGCGUUGCUCGAUGAGGAGAUCGAUGUCGAGGCGCUGCCCAUGGGGCCGGAGGAGGGCAGUCCGGCUGGGGUGGAGACGGUUGUGUUGGCGGGUACGGUGCCGACAAAGGAUGGGAAGGGCUUGAUAAUUGAGGGUGAGGACGGUGAUGGCCGGGUCCCUUGCACCGAAUAG
Parathielavia appendiculata is the source of this 3621-nucleotide messenger RNA. Its product is annotated as P-loop containing nucleoside triphosphate hydrolase protein. Bases 1 to 3621 code for a protein of 1206 amino acids. The transcript is spliced from 3 exons. NCBI's taxonomy places the organism in Eukaryota, Fungi, Ascomycota, Sordariomycetes, Sordariales, Chaetomiaceae. The record is from RefSeq and is a predicted model, not a curated record. Gene Ontology annotation, molecular function: nucleic acid binding; ATP binding.